Molecule: messenger RNA, 686 nt
Organism: Periconia digitata
Lineage: Eukaryota; Fungi; Ascomycota; Dothideomycetes; Pleosporales; Periconiaceae
Source: the annotation of a GenBank genome assembly
CUGCUGUUGUUACUCAACCUACCUUACCCCCUUCUUCCAAUCCAGAAAGACACCUUGAUCACCUCCGCGUCCUCCCUCCCCCCAAGGACCAACCCGAUCCCCAACUCCUUCUCCGCGCGCCGAGAAAACCCCUCACGUCCAAACCACCCACCGACCCAACCUACACAUACACACACACACACGUACACAAAACCAAAAACCAGAAGAAAAAAAUGGACCAACUCGCCGAACUCCCCGGCCUCCUCAACACCUGGAAAGACAACUUCUUCCGCAACUCGAAAUCAGCCUUCACAACAAUGGACACACGCGCGUGGAUCCGCCUCGUCAUGAUCGUAGGAACAUACUGCCUGAUCCGGCCGUACCUAGUCAAGAUGGCCGGGCGGCACCAGCAGCGCCAGCACGAGAAGGCGAAUGCCAACAACGACGCUGCGGCCGAGGGCAUGAUUGAUCCGCGCACGGGCCGGCGCGUCGAGGCCGCAAACGUAAACGCAAAGGGGAAAGUUGCGAUUCCGGGUGUCGGGGACGAGAGCGAUGAGGAGGUCGAGGUCGGCGGCGUGUCGUGGGGGAAGAGCGCUAGGGUUAGGCAGAGGAAGUUUAUUAGGACGGCGGUCGAGAGGGAGGAACGGAGGUUGGAGGAGGAGGAUGCUGAGAGUGAUAAGGAGAUUGAGGAGUUGUUGGUUGGGUAG